This is a messenger RNA of Salvelinus namaycush (lake trout), 483 nucleotides long. It is a transcript of the gene tmem35, whose product is annotated as transmembrane protein 35. Bases 1 to 483 code for a protein of 160 amino acids. Gene Ontology annotation, biological process: positive regulation of protein localization to cell surface; chaperone-mediated protein complex assembly. Gene Ontology annotation, cellular component: endoplasmic reticulum. NCBI's taxonomy places the organism in Eukaryota, Metazoa, Chordata, Actinopteri, Salmoniformes, Salmonidae. The record is from RefSeq and is a predicted model, not a curated record. The transcript has 2 exons. Gene Ontology annotation, molecular function: acetylcholine receptor regulator activity.
AUGGCUUCACCGAGGACGAUAACAAUUGUGGCCCUCUCUUUUGCUCUUGGCCUUUUUUUCGUCUUCAUGGGCACUAUAAAGCUCACACCAAGAUUAAGCAAGGAUGCUUACAGUGAGAUGAAAAGGGCAUACAAAAGCUACGCAAAGGCCUUGCCAGGUCUAAAGAAGAUGGGUAUCAGUUCGGUGCUGCUCCGUAAGAUCAUUGGCUCACUAGAGGUGGGCUGUGGUGUGGUUCUGACGUUGGUGCCAGGGAGACCCAAGGAUGUGGCUAACUUCCUGCUCUUGCUGGUCAUGCUGGCGGUCCUUUUCUUCCACCAGCUAGUAGGAGACCCCCUGAAACGAUACGCUCAUGCUCUGGUCUUUGGCAUUCUGCUCACCUGCCGACUGCUCAUUGCCCGCCAGAGUGAGGACCGGCCUGAGAGGGAGGAGAGCAGGGAAGAACACAUCAAUGUCCAGGAAAAGAACAAAGUCAAGCAGUCCUAA